AUGUGCCAUACCAGCUGCUCCUCAGGCUGCCAGCCAGCCUGCUGCGUGUCCAGUCCCUGCCAGCCAACCUGUUGCGUGCCCAGCUCCUGCCAGGCAUCCUGCUGCGUGCCUGUGGGCUGCCAGUCCUCGGUGUGUGUGCCCGUGAGCUUCAAGCCAGCCGUGUGUGUGCCUGUGAGCUGCCAGUCUUCUGUGUGUGUGCCUGUGAGCUGCAGGCCCAUUGUGUAUGCGGCCCCCUCCUGCCAGUCUUCCCUGUGCGUGCCUGUGAGUUGCAGGCCCAUCGUGUAUGCGGCUCUCUCCUGCCAGUCCUCUGGGUGCUGCCAGCCCUCCUACACCAGCGUCCUCUGCAGACCCAUCUCCUGUGGCAUCCCUUCCUGCUGCUGACCACGAAUCUCCAGACCCGCUGCUCCCAGUGCAGAUGAGGCCACACCUGUACACUCCCCGGAUGAGUCCUCAGUUGGUGUUCUGCACAUGGGGCAGGUGAAAAGCACGUUCAGUGAACCCUCUGAAUUCUGGAUCGAGAAUAUGACAGAAUGAUCCGGAGCCCUUGCUGACCUUGCCCAUCCCCCUAGGGAAGUCCGGGGUCCCAGAGUCAUUCUCUGACUCCA
Messenger RNA from Rhinopithecus roxellana (golden snub-nosed monkey), 605 nucleotides. RefSeq names its product keratin-associated protein 12-2. NCBI's taxonomy places the organism in Eukaryota, Metazoa, Chordata, Mammalia, Primates, Cercopithecidae. Gene Ontology annotation, cellular component: keratin filament. Bases 1 to 381 code for a protein of 126 amino acids. The record is from RefSeq and is a predicted model, not a curated record. The transcript has a single exon.